ACCAAGCCAAGCCCGAGUGUAAAACUCGUUAUCUAGUCUACUCCACGUGUCAGACGAAAGGUUGGUAGCGUGCAUUUCUGUGGAAAUUAGGUGGAGAAUCUUCACCACAACGUUGCCGUACAUCUUUCGUGUGCUCCCGGGGACCAUACUUUAAAGCCAACCCUCUCCCCACGGUUGCACCCCCGGCAUCUCUCCCCAGCCUUCCUCGUGCAGACAUCACCAUGGCACCUCGCAUCAAGGACAACGACUCCGGUGUACCCACCUACUGGGGGGCAUCUGGCAGAAAGCUUCAAAUUCUCAUCACCAUCGUUGCCACCACCGACUUUUUGCUCUUUGGAUAUGACCAAGGUGUCAUGAGUGGCAUCAUCUCCGCGCCUGCCUUUCAAAACGCUUUCCCCGAGGUCAAGGACGACAGUACUUAUGAGGGUUUCGUCGUCUCCAUCUACGCUGUUGGUUGUUUCCUAGGCGCAUGCUUCAUCUUUGCCUUUGGUGACAAGCUUGGCCGUCGCAAAGCCAUUUUCCUGGGUGCAGCCGUCAUGAUUCUUGGUGUCAUCAUUCAGAUCGCAACGGUACCCGUCGGAAGUGGUGCGACUGCCCAGUUCAUCAUUGGGCGAUGCAUCACUGGCAUUGGCAACGGUAUCAACACGUCCACUAUCCCGACCUACCAAGCAGAGUGUUCCAAGGCAAAGAACCGCGGCAAAGUCAUUUGCAUCGAAGGCAGUAUGGUCGCCAUCGGCACUCUCAUCGCCUACUGGAUCGAUUACGGCUGUCUGUAUGGCCCUGCGGACUUCACCUGGAGGUUCCCUAUCGCCUUCCAGUGUGUCUUUGCUCUCAUCGUCAUCGUCAUGAUGACUGGUCUACCUGAGUCUCCUCGAUGGCUUCUCACACAUCACCACGAAGAAGAAGCUGCUACCAUUCUGGCCGGCUUGAACAGUCUUCGUCGCGACGACCCCGAAGUGCUUGUGCAGAUGGCCAUCAUCAAAGAUGCUGUUCGCGCCUCUGGUGGCGGCGGCAAGGUCCCAACCAGGUCUCUUCUCACAAACGGAAAGCACCAGCAUCUCCGCCGCACUAUCCUGGGUGCCUCUUCUCAGAUGAUGCAACAGCUGUCUGGUUGCAACGCCGUCAUCUACUACUUCCCCAUUCUGUGCCAGAGUGUGCUAGGAACGGACCACAACCUGGCCUUGCUGUUAGGUGGUGUGAACAUGGUGGUUUACGCCAUCUUUGCAUCAACCUCCUUUAUCCUAAUCGAACGUGUUGGUCGCCGCAAGCUUUUCCUCAUCGGUACCGUUGGACAGUGUCUCUCCAUGGUCCUUACAUUCGCAUGCCUAAUCCCAGGUACGAAGUCAACCGCUAAAGGCGCUGCUGUCGGUCUCUUCACCUACAUUGCUUUCUUCGGUGCUACUUGGUUGCCAUUGCCUUGGUUGUACCCGGCCGAGAUCAACCCUCUCAAGACGCGCCAGAAGGCCAACGCUUUCUCGACCAUCAACAACUGGCUCUGGAACUUUUUCAUUGUCAUGAUCACUCCUGUUCUGGUUUCGCAGAUCAAAUGGGGCACUUACCUGCUCUUUGCUGCACUGAACGCUUGCUUCAUCCCUCUCAUUUACUUCUUCUACCCGGAGACCGCCGGCCGCUCUCUCGAAGAGAUUGAUCUCAUCUUCGCCAAGGGUUUCUCGGAGAAGAUGAGCUACGUCAACGCCGCGAAGCAGCUGCCGCCCAUGGAUGAGGCAGAUAUUGCCCAAGCGCAUCGCGACUACGACGACAUGUCGAGUGAUGAGGAGGUGCGAUCUUCUGAUGGCUCGUACAAGGAGAAGAAGCAGCAGGAUGAGGAUCUUGUGCCUCAACAGAAGACGCAGGCCUAAGUCCGUAAAUCCAUGUGUUGAUAGAGGAUGUGGGCGCUGGCCGCAAUAAUUGCGAAUGAGCGCGCUGUGUGCGCUUUAGCAUUGGCCUGCCGAUGCUUGUUAUUGCGUUACGCUUACUAGAAAGAUACCCGACGCUCAGUCGUCAAGUGGAAUGUAGCGAGGACGCAAGAAGGAGAGCAACAUUAAGUUGUUGAGCUCUGGAAGGAAUUUUCCUUCCUUCUUUGGCGGACUGCGUAGGAGUUGUUUUGAUUCUGUAGAUUGACUAUUAUUAUCUUAUACCCAAUAGACGUCU
Messenger RNA from Cucurbitaria berberidis CBS 394.84, 2151 nucleotides. RefSeq names its product general substrate transporter. The record is from RefSeq and is a predicted model, not a curated record. Gene Ontology annotation, molecular function: carbohydrate:proton symporter activity. Gene Ontology annotation, biological process: carbohydrate transport; transmembrane transport. Lineage: Eukaryota; Fungi; Ascomycota; Dothideomycetes; Pleosporales; Cucurbitariaceae. The transcript has 2 exons. Bases 222 to 1859 code for a protein of 545 amino acids. Gene Ontology annotation, cellular component: membrane.